AUGAUGCUCCUUCUGAUUUUUAUUUUCCUGAUCCUGCAGUACUGCAGUUAUGUCUAUUCUGUUGACCACUCUUACUGUUUUGGAAAGACAAAACCCAGUGUAUACAAGGAUGGAGAUAUGGUGGUUGCUGCAUUUUUACCUCUUUUUACUAUUCUCAUAGAUUUCACGCCUGAUGAUCCAAGCAAAGAGAAUUACUAUAUGCAGUUAAAUUUUAAAAACUACCAGAUUGUUUUGGCAAUGGUUUAUGCCAUUGAAGAGAUCAACAGGAACCCCCAUAUUUUAACCAAUGUGUCUCUGGGAUAUGAUAUAUAUAAUGUCCUGUUCAAUGAAUGGUGGAUAUUGGAUACAUGCAUCACAUGGCUGUCUGGACCAAAGAAAUAUGUGCCUAAUUACACAUGCAAGAGAGAGAUGAAGUCUGUUGCAGUACUCACAGGCAUAUCAUGGAUAAUAUCAGCCAAUAUAGGGACACUGCUAGAACUCUACAAAUAUCCACAGCUGACCAUUGGGUCUUUUGAUCCCAACCUGAAUAAUCAUGAGCAGUUUCCUAGUCUAUAUCAAAUGGCCUCUAAGGACAUGUCUCUAUCCCAUGGCAUUGUCUCCUUGUUGAAUUAUUUCCACUGGAACUGGGUGGGACUGAUCAUAUCUGAAGGAAAAAAUGGUGUUCAGAUAAUCUCAGACUUGACAGUGGAAAUGGACAGAAACAGAAUAUGUGUAGAUUUUGUGGAAAUGAUCCCAGUUAGUGAAGUAUCUUAUUUACCAAACAGACAACUGACUCCUACACAGGUUCUGAAAUCAUCAGCAAAUGUGAUCAUCACCUAUGGUGACAGUGAUUUUCUGAGAGGCUUCCUGUUUUAUUUAAGACAAACUGUACUUACAAGCAAAGUCUGGAUUAUGAACUCAGAAUGGGAUAGUAUCAUCCAGGAAAAGCAUUUCAUCUUACAUUCACUCCAUGGGAGCCUCAUCUUCACACACCACCACAAAGAAAUCUCUGGUUUCAGAAAUUUUAUUCAAACAGUUCAUCCUUCCAAAUAUCCAGAAGAUUUUUAUCUUAGAACAUUUUGGUUCUCUUUUUUUAACUGCUCAUUUGCUGACGAUGACUGCAAUACACUGGAGAAGUGUCUGCCAAAUGCUUCCUUACAUGAGUCACCGAAGGCCCGCUUUGACAUGGUCAUGACUGAGUUUGCUUAUAAUAUAUACAAUGCUGUGUAUGCUGUGGCCCACAGCCUUCAUGAGAUGCUUCUUCAUCAAGUAGAAGUAAGACCAAUAAGAAAGGCAGAAGAGCUGAUGUUUUCAGCCUGGCAGCUGCUCCCUUUUAUGAAGAACCUGCAAUUUACUAAUUCUGCUGGAGAACAAGUGAAGUUAAAUGAGGAAAUGAAGUUGAAUGCAGAGUAUGACAUUCUCAACUACUGGAACUUUCCAGACGGUCUUGAACUGAAGGUGAAAAUUGGUCAGUUUUCCCCCUAUGGUCCACUUGGUCAACAAUUAUCGUUAUCUGAGGACAUGAUUGAAUGGCCCACUGGAAUUACAGAGAGAAAGAAAAAAGAUGGAGUUGAGUAA
Messenger RNA from Arvicanthis niloticus (Nile rat), 1557 nucleotides. The record is from RefSeq and is a predicted model, not a curated record. NCBI's taxonomy places the organism in Eukaryota, Metazoa, Chordata, Mammalia, Rodentia, Muridae.